AUGCGGCUGGUUUUUGAGUCGAAUCAAACAUGUCAAAUCGCGUUCGCGCUUGUGAGGGACCGACUGCAGCUGGAAAAGACGCUUCGACGAGGUGAGCGAGCGGGCAAAGGGGAACGGGAGGAAGGGGAUGACGGGCGGGACCGACUCCUGUUGGAGAAGACUCUUAGACGAGAGCGCGCCAAGCACGUGAGGCAAAUGGCAGAGGUGGAGAAAGAGAAGGACGCAGCUCGCAGCUACGGCAUUCUGGGCCCCCCCAAGUCCAAGCUGGCCCGCUCGAGAUCCGCCUCGCGAAUGACAGGCAGCCACCUAGACGUCGAGGUUGAAAGCGAUUUUAAGACACGUGUCUCCGACGUGUCACGCUUCCAGUGUCAGAAAGAUGCCGCUCCUUCUCGCUCACUAUCGGCCAAUGCUCGAUCCAACGCCACUACCAGUAUUAUAGCAACUGAUAGUGAUGGUACAGUGCUUUCUGCUGUCAACAGAAGAGCAGCACCAGACGGACUGGUAGCAGAAGCAGCGGGCACAGCAGCAGGAACAGGUGGAGGGGCAGUUGAAGGGGCAGGUGAAGGGGCAGGUGAAGGAACAGCUGUUGCAGCAGCAGAAACUAAACCGGGUGUAAGGUCUGUUGAUCACAGCUCAGCAUCAUCCCCACCGUCCAUUCCCACCACAGCCGAGGGCCUUCAGAGCAUCAUCGGCCAAUGGGAUCACAUCCCUGGAUCCAUCCUCGCCACGUCAGCACAGGUCCAGUCCUUCCGAGACCGUUUCACCUGCAUCAGCAGGAACGGACGGUGGAGAUUCAACACCACGCCGCGGCUACUGCCAUGGCCGGGCGAGAUGAGUUCGUGUGAUGAGCGGCACAUGGGGGCCGUGCCGGGAGCAGUGGCGAUGCGUGAGGCGGAUAGGUUGGUGGAGGAGGGGCGGGGAGAGGUGGAGUGGAAGGUGAGAGAAGCACUCAACUUCCGUCACCGCUUCGUUUCAACAGCCUCUAUACCCUUCGCUGGAGUUUUCGGUACAGCCAUUAUAAUGGCUGCAGAGGAGGAGUUACGGCCGGUAGAGGCGAAUAAAGACGUGGCCGAAGCGGGAGAAGCCGCAGAGGAGAUGAAAGCGGUCGAUGGGGCGUCGGAGGAAGGGCAGGAGGACGACGGGAGCGAGGAUUUCAACAAACUGAUUCCGGAUUCCGAUUCGUCAGAUUCGGAAGCGAGUGAAGGGGAGGGGGGAAGCGACGAGGAGGAGGAGGAGGAAGAGGGAAGGGGCGAGAAGCGAGAGGGUGCGUCUGGAGCCAGUCUGGCAGCGGCGCAAGCUCAAGCGGAGAGAAAAUCCGCAUUGCAGGCGGCGCGAUUGGCGCGCGAGCAGAAGCGCGCAGAUGCAGCGGCGGAGCGGAAGGAGCGGCGCGCGCUGAAGGACCUGUUGCGGCGGCCGUGGGAGGCGGGGGAAGCCGGCGGGGGAGAUGGCGGAGAGGAUGGGGGGAAAGAGGAGGAGGUGCAGGGGAGUGAUGCUGAGGAAGAGGAGGGGGAGGAGGGGGAGGAGGGGGAGGAGGGUUCAGAAGGCGAGGGGGAUGAUGAGGAAGAGGAGGAGGAAGAUGAGGAAGAGGAAGGAGAGGAGGGAGAAGAGGGAGAAGAGGAAGAUGAAGAGGAAGAGGGCGAGGAGAGCGAAGAGGAAGGGGAGGCAGAAGAAGGGGAGGAGGGGGAGGAGCGAGAGGGGCGGGAGGGCGAUGGCGCGGGUCAUGCGGCGGAGGAGAGCGACUCCUCGGAGGACGAGGUGCGCCCGCUCUCCCCCUCCCACUCUCCCCCCUCCCACUCUCCCGCCCUCCCACUCUCCCGCCCUCCCACUCUCCCGCCCUCCCACUCUCCCGCCCUCCCACUCUCCCGCUCUCCCACUCUCCCGCCCUCCCGCUCUCCCCCUCCUUCUCCCUCUCCCGCCCCGCCCUCUCUCCCCAACUCCCACUCUCCUGCCCUCCCACUCUCCCGCCCUCCCACUCUCCCGCCCUCCCACUCUCCCGCCCUCCCACUCUCCCGCCCUCCCACUCUCCCGCCCUCCCACUCUCCCGCCCUCCCACUCUCCCGCCCUCCCACUCUCCGCCCCUCCCACUCUCCGCCCCUCCCACUCUACCGUUCCUUCUCGUCCCCUAGCCCCUUCUCCUGCCCGCACUCCCAUUCUUCCCCCCUUCACGGGGGCAACACGGUGGGCAAGGCCCCUCUGGGGUGGUACAAGGAGGAGGCGGCACGAGGAGUUGCGACGCCCAUCGCGCAACACGGUGGGCAAGGUGCCUCUGGAGUGGUACAAGGAGGAGGGGCAUAUUGGCGCCCAUCGCGCAACACAGUGGGCAAGGUGCCUCUAGAGGGGUACAAAGAGGAGGGGCACAUUGGGCAUGACAGGGAGGGGCGUCUUGCACACUCAUACCUUCCCUUCCUCCCCUCCCUGCUUUUCCCAUCCCCCCUCCAGCGCCCAUCGCGCAACACGGUGGGCAAGGUGCCCCUAGAGUGGUACAAGGAGGAGGGGCACAUCGGGUACGACAGGGAGGGCAAGCGCAUUAUGAAGCAAAAGGGGCGCGCCUCUAAGGGGGACAAGCUCGACGAGUUCCUCGCCCACACUGACGACCCUGACGCGUGGAAGGUGGUGUACGACGAGUACAACGAUGAGGAGAUCCGGCUGACAGAGGAGGACAUUGAUAUGAUUCGUAGAAUCAGGGAGGGCCGCACCCCACACGCCCACGUCAACCCCUAUGAACCAUACCUGGACUGGUUCGACUGGGAUGAGAAGUGGGAUCCACUCAAUGCACAGCCGGAGCCCAAGAGGCGCUUCACCCCCUCCAAGCACGAGGCCAAGCAGAUAGUGCGGCUGGUGCGAGGACUGAGAAAAGGAACGAUCAAGACUUUAGCGCAGAGGGAGAAGGAGCGGAAGCAGAAGGAGAGCGAGGGGCAGCAGCAGGCGGUGUACCUGCUGUGGGGGGACGACCUUAAAGCCAUCACCUCUCAGUCUGACAAGACCAAGAACGUCAACGGACUCAGCUUCGUCGCCGCUCCCAAACCCAAACUGCCAGGCCAUGAGGAGUCAUACAGCCCACCGGUGGAGUACAUGCUCACGGAGGAGGAGGUGGCAGAGGCAGCUUGA
Molecule: messenger RNA, 3108 nt
Organism: Closterium sp. NIES-65
Lineage: Eukaryota; Viridiplantae; Streptophyta; Zygnematophyceae; Desmidiales; Closteriaceae
Source: the annotation of a GenBank genome assembly